GAGGAACCUACUCGUGAUGAUGAUGCCGGGCCGCGCUCCCACUGGCUGCCGAAACCCCACCCCCGCCGCCUGAUUUCUGCCGACGGCUCCGGAAGAAGUUGUGCUCUCCGCCUUUCCCCGGAAGUAAUCCCUCGGGCCCUGCUGCACGUGGGGAGGAGGAGGAGGAGGAGGAAGAAGAAAAAGGAGGAGAAGAAGAAGAUGAGGAUGAGGAUGGCGGCGGCGGCCCACCGCCCUGGGCCUCUCAAGCAGCAGAACAAGGCGCACAAGGCCGGGCGGCACCGGGGCCGGGGCUCUGCACUGCGGGACGCCAAGGGCCGAGUGGCUGUGAAAGUCUUGAGCAAGAAGCAGAAAAAGGCACUCAGCAGAGUGGACCAGAGGCAUCGGGCUGGUCAGCUCCGGAAACAGAAAAAGGAGGCCGUGUUGGCUGAAAAGCGGCAACUGGGCAGUAAAGAUGGUCCUCCCCACUUUGUGCUCGUGGUACCGCUGCACGCCAGGGUUUCCCCGUGCGAGGCCCUGCGGCUGCUUCAAAAUAACGAUGGUACGCAAGUGUUCAAGUGUGAACAGGGUGGUGUGCCUGGCUUCACGCUGCUGUGCCCCCAGCUGAAACAACGGUGGUUCUUCACGUCAGCCAAACCCGGAGAUCUUCACACGUUAUUAGACCUGGCCAAGGUGGCUGAUACCAUCCUGUUUAUCUUGGACCCAUUGGAAGGCUGGGACAACACUGGAGACUAUUGCCUCUCCUGUCUUUUUGCCCAGGGUCUUCCCACCUACACACUUGCCAUUCAAGGGAUUUCUGGCCUUCCUUUGAAGAAACAAGUGGAUGCAAAGAAGAAGCUGAGUAAGAUUGUGGAGAAGCGCUUCCCCCAGGAUAGGCUGCUGCCCCUGGACACCCAACAGGAAGCAGUCCUGCUCCUAAGACAGCUGGCCAACCAGAAGCAGCGGCACCUGGCCUUCCGGGACCGCCGGGCUUACUUGCUGGCCCAUAGGGUUGAUUUUAUCCCCGGCCAGGAGAGCAGGCUGGUGGGCACCUUGAAGGUGACAGGCUAUGUUCGGGGGCAGACUCUCGAUGUGAACAGCCUGCUGCAUAUCGUGGGGCAUGGAGACUUCCAGAUGAGGCAGAUUGAUGCCCCGGCAGAUCCCUUCUCGCUCAAUCCCAGAGGGGUGAAAUCCCGGAAGGGCUCAGACCCAGGAAUGCAGAUGGAUGCUGAGGAUGAUAGUGUUGGGAUGGAGGAAGACUUGAAGGUCCUGAUGAAGGCAGAUCCCAGUAGACAAGAGUCCCUGCAAUCAGAGGUGAUCCCAGAUCCAAUGGAGGGAGAGCAAACCUGGCCCACCGAAGAGGAACUAAAUGAAGCCAAGGGUUUCUUGAAGGGAAGUACCAAGGUGGUGAAGAGGGUCCCGAAAGGAACAUCCAGUUAUCAGGCAGAAUGGAUCGUGGAUGAGGAGGAUGAAGGCGACGAGGAAGACGAGGAUGAGGACAUGGAAACUGAGGAUUUCAUGGAAGAAGCGGAUUCUGAGGGUAGUGAGGAGGAAGAGGCAGAGGAAGACUGUGAGACCAUUACGGUCGGGGAGUCUGUACGUGAUGACCGGUACGACGAGGAGCUCGAUGAAGAGGCUGAAGAGCAAAUGCUGGAGAAAUACAAAGAGGAAAGACUGGAUGAAAUGUUUCCAGACGAGGUGGACACUCCCCGCGAUGUGGCUGCUAGAAUCCGGUUUCAGAAAUACCGAGGCCUCAAGAGCUUCCGUACAUCCCCAUGGGAUCCCAAGGAAAACCUCCCUCGAGAUUAUGCUCGGAUCUUCCAGUUCCAGGAUUUUUCCCGAACCAGGAAACGUAUCUUCAAGGAGAUUGAAGCACAAGAGACCGAAGGGGCUGAGGUUGGCUGGUAUGUUUCCAUCCACAUCUGUGACGUCCCUGCCUCUGUGGAAGAAUGCUUCAGGCAGGGGGCACCCCUUGUGCUGUUUUCUCUUCUACCUCACGAACAAAAGAUGUCAGUCCUGAACAUGGUGGUGAGGAGGCAUCCAGGCAACAACAGGCCCGUGAAAGCCAAGGAGGAGCUGAUCUUUCACUGUGGGUUCCGGCGCUUCCGGGCUUCUCCCCUGUACUCCCAGCACACGGCAGCGGAUAAGCAUAAGUCUGAAAGGUUCCUGCGUGCUGAUGUGGCCUUGGUGGUGACCGUUUACGCCCCAAUCACUUUCCCUCCUGCCUCUGUGCUGCUGUUCCAACCAGGGAGUAACGGAAUGCACGACCUCAUCGCUACCGGUUCGCUGCUGUCUGUGGAUCCAGACCGAAUGAUCAUCAAGAGGCUUGUGCUCAGCGGUCACCCUUUUAAAAUCUUCACAAAGAUGGCAGUCGUGCGCUACAUGUUCUUUAACCGAGAGGACGUGCUGUGGUUUAAGCCGGUGGAGCUGAGGACAAAGUGGGGCCGGAGGGGCCACAUCAAAGAACCAUUAGGUACCCAUGGCCACAUGAAGUGCAGUUUCGAUGGGCAGCUAAAGUCCCAGGACACAGUGCUGAUGAAUCUCUUUAAGCGUGUCUUCCCCAAAUGGACUUAUGAUCCCUAUGUGCCAGAGCCAGUGGCCUGGGAGAAAAGUGAGUUGUUCUCACCAGUACCGGAAUUAGAAAUGGAGUAAAUGA
This is a messenger RNA of Tachyglossus aculeatus (Australian echidna), 2632 nucleotides long. RefSeq names its product TSR1 ribosome maturation factor (gene TSR1). The coding region runs from base 199 to 2628 and encodes 809 amino acids. Gene Ontology annotation, cellular component: nucleus; preribosome, small subunit precursor. Gene Ontology annotation, biological process: ribosome biogenesis; maturation of SSU-rRNA from tricistronic rRNA transcript (SSU-rRNA, 5.8S rRNA, LSU-rRNA); endonucleolytic cleavage of tricistronic rRNA transcript (SSU-rRNA, 5.8S rRNA, LSU-rRNA). Gene Ontology annotation, molecular function: GTPase activity; U3 snoRNA binding; GTP binding. NCBI's taxonomy places the organism in Eukaryota, Metazoa, Chordata, Mammalia, Monotremata, Tachyglossidae. The record is from RefSeq and is a predicted model, not a curated record. The transcript has 16 exons.